AUGGGUGGUUCGAUGUCAAGAAUAGUUCCUGGUUUAUACAUUGGCGGAGUUGCUAGCGCUCAAUCCAAAAGUCAACUAGAAGAAAACGGUAUUACUCAUGUCUGUAGCGUUCUCCACUACAAUUUUAAGUGUCCCACUAGAAAGCAAUUGCUGCUCCGAGCUGAUGACGACUCGAAGGAAAAUAUUGCCAAAUAUUUUAGGGACGCAUCCUUUUUCAUUCACGGGGCAAGGGUUUAUGAUGGUGCCGUGCUAGUCCAUUGCGCUUGUGGCGUCUCUCGUAGCGUGACAAUAACUUUGGCCUAUCUGAUGACCAUAACAAACAUGCCUCUACCAAAGCUCGUUAGAGCAGUUGUUGGUGCAAGACCAUGCGCUUGUCCGAAUAGUGGAUUUUUGGAACAAUUAAUAGAGUAUGGCAAGUCUGGUGCUGCUGCAAAAGUUCGACGUGAACUAAUCGCAUGUUAUGGUGAAUGGCCAAAGGAAAAAAUGAAUGCUGAUAUUGCUGUACUAACAGAACUGCUACUCAAACCAGAGCAUACUACCUGUAUUGGCGCAAGUGGUGGUUUCACAUUGCCAGAUGAUAUUACAGAAUAUAAUGAUGAUGAUAAUGGUAACAACAGUCAACAAGGAUCUCUUAAUAAUCCCUUAGAUCAACAAAAUUCACAAAAAAUAAUAUGAAACCGACUAGUUAUACAAUCUAUUCAAAUAAACCAUUACAUAUACGAAGAAUACUUGCAGAGAGUGAAGAUAAUAAUCCAGCAUCGUCAUCAUCAUCAGUAUAAAAUACAAUAUUAACGGAAAAUAAACUAAUUUUAUAGAUAUCUACGGUUAUUCAAAUUUGAUAUUUGUUAUUUAUUGUCAAUAACCACUUACCACUGAUAUAUGUGAUUAAAACUGAUGUAAACGGUUUGUAAAACAAUUACUUAUUCAAUCUUACUUUAAGUUUGUUCGCUGUUCCCUUAUUUUUGUUUUAUAGAUGUUCAAACAUGUACUCUUGUCGUGAUGAUUAGUGAUGGCUUUGUUGUACACAAUUAACACUCUAACCACACCUAAUAUACAAAUGAACUUUUAGUUAGUUUUAUUGAACAACCCGUCUCUAGGCUUUCCUUUCUUUUUGGUUUCCCUUUCAUUUGAUAUUCAGUUGUUUUUUUCAUAGCCAUAAUGUAAAAAACAAAAGGAUCAAUGCUAUGAUGCACAGACUUUCUC
Schistosoma mattheei is the source of this 1203-nucleotide messenger RNA. The record is from the annotation of a GenBank genome assembly. NCBI's taxonomy places the organism in Eukaryota, Metazoa, Platyhelminthes, Trematoda, Strigeidida, Schistosomatidae.